ACAAAGCUUAUACCAUACAAAAGUUUUGCAGAAGAGACCCUUUUCUUUUCUUUUUCACCUGCAUGCCAUCCUGUGGUGUGUUCUCAGCCUUCCUCAGAAACAAAGAUUUCGGAUUGUUUUUCUCUCUUUGGAAAUGUAUAAGCUUGCCAUGGCCUCUAUCAAACCUUCCCAUCACUUCUUCUUUGUGGUUGUUCUUGCCAUUUUCUUGCUUUCUCCUCCAGUGCUCAGUGAUGUUGAGGAAGACCAUCUUCUUCAAGGACUCAACAGUUUCAGGACAUCGGUGAACCUCCCGUUAUUCAGCAAGAACAAAAACGCACACUGUGCUGCCGAGCAAAUUGCCGACGACCUGGAGGACCAGCCAUGUUCGAACUCCAACAAUGAAACUAGAUUAUCCGACCAUCCAAAUGCUACAUCCAAGUGCGAUAUCGACCCCAACACCACAAGCGAUGCGAUCGUACUGCCCGUCUGCGUCCCGGACCUGGUUCCAACCCUCGUUCUCACCAACUUCACACGCACCCAUUUCUCCAAGUACAUGAACGAUUCCAGCUUCACCGGGAUCGGGGUUAGUUCCCAGGACGAUUGGAUGGUGGUCGUUCUUGCCCCCAACACUCCAUCCGGGAGCCUUGCCAAUGGAGCUUGGUCUUGGGUUCAUGCAAAGGUUGGCUUAGGCCAUUACUUGGUACUUUCCUUGUUGGGUUUGGUUCUUUGUCUUAUGCAAUGAAAGCCCUAAAUCCUUGUAUGUUCUUCCCCAUGUUCUUGUGUUCUUGAGUUUGUAAUUAAGUACAUAUUUGACAUGAUGUGUUCAACUUUAUUCAUCCUCCUUAUGACCUGUUUGGUUGCAAGGAAUGAUUAUGCUUCUGUAUGGCAAUGACUAUUCUUAGAGAAUGAUCCUAUAGUUGAUAUUGUCAAGACUUUCAAUAAUCUUGGA
Molecule: messenger RNA, 928 nt
Organism: Theobroma umbraticum
Lineage: Eukaryota; Viridiplantae; Streptophyta; Magnoliopsida; Malvales; Malvaceae
Product: Glycoprotein membrane precursor GPI-anchored
Source: RefSeq, a predicted model, not a curated record